Symbiodinium sp. CCMP2456 is the source of this 160-nucleotide messenger RNA. Lineage: Eukaryota; Dinophyceae; Suessiales; Symbiodiniaceae. The record is from the annotation of a GenBank genome assembly.
GACAUCUCCAGAGCUGCAAGGCGCUACAAAGAGUUCAGGCUCGAGCUCAAGAAGGUUCAGGAGCGCCUGACCAUCUUGGAGAGGAACCCACCCGAGCUGCCGCCGUCCAGGAAGCGACAGGUUUACAAGAAAAGCACGUCCUUCGCGAUUCUUGAACAAG